This is a messenger RNA of Meloidogyne enterolobii, 660 nucleotides long. Lineage: Eukaryota; Metazoa; Nematoda; Chromadorea; Rhabditida; Meloidogynidae. The record is from the annotation of a GenBank genome assembly.
AUGUGUGAACAGAAAUAUAAAUUCUUUAAACCAGAGCCUCGACUUUAUGAGUUUGAAUUGGGUGAAGAACUGGAAAAGAAGUGGAAAGAUGGAAUAGAAAAAAAAGUUCCGAUGUUUUUAGCAUCUAAUAAUACAGACGUAAACACCGUUGUUUUUGAAUUGGAACGAAAUUACGAAACGGAAAAAGCUUUAUACUACUUUCAAUUGUCAAAAUAUCCAAAAAAUAUUGAGGAAAUGAAAAUUGCUCGUUAUUUCUUUCAAUUGCUGUUUAACUGUUCUUUCCAUGUUUUUAAAAUUCGUCAUGUUAUAAUUAAUCAGCAAAUGAUUGAAAUAUUAUUUGCUAAUGAAAUUGCAAGAAAUGUGCCAUUACAAAUUCAUUCGCAAGGAACUUUUCUACAUACUUACGAGCGUUUUUUUGUAGAAUUUAUGUGGAAUCAUUUGGUAACUAAUCAUUUUUUCAUUGUAUUUAACGAGAGCUUUGAUUUGGAACAAAAUAUUGACAUUAUAUUUAAAAUUUUGACGUGUGGUGGAGACAAAUUCAUUGAAGUUUCUUUUGAAUAUCUUAACUCAAAUCUUUACAAUAUUAUUAUCGAGGUCUGUGCAUUUUUAGAAAUCGAGGGUCCUCUUAGUAAUGGCAGUCUAUUUUCAAUAAGUUAUUAG